Spodoptera litura is the source of this 5335-nucleotide messenger RNA. Its product is annotated as G protein-coupled receptor Mth2. Lineage: Eukaryota; Metazoa; Arthropoda; Insecta; Lepidoptera; Noctuidae. The record is from RefSeq and is a predicted model, not a curated record. Gene Ontology annotation, biological process: G protein-coupled receptor signaling pathway; cell surface receptor signaling pathway. Gene Ontology annotation, cellular component: membrane. Gene Ontology annotation, molecular function: G protein-coupled receptor activity.
GAGGGAGGCGCGGCGUUGAUGUCGAAUGCGUGCAGCUCGUAGUACUGCUUCGUAGCGUUAUCGGGAAAGCGCGGGAAAACAGUGGCGACGAGCGCUCGCAUCAGUUGGCUCGCGGCCGCUGCCAGACAUGCACGGGUCCGCGCGCGCGCUCGCUCUCGCACUCGCGAUACUCGCGCUCGCGUACGCGCGCGCCCACAUACCCUCCCACGACAACAUCUUAAGAAUACAGUUGUGGGAUGCGGAGGGUCUCAGUAGGGAUCCCAUCACCACGCCGGCUCCGGCCACCACGCCAGGCUCGCGUUCCACCAGGCGCCACAAGUUGAAAGUGAAUUUGGACUCGCUGUACGAUGCUAUGCUGGAGGAAGGCCACGACGGAGGGUUCGGCAGGUUCACGCGACAUAAAGUGCGACACAAGCGACGUCGGCCUCGGCAGACCGGCACCGACUUGCCGUGGCGGUUCCACGCCGGCGACAAAGUGCUGAACGUGGCAGUGUACGACGAAAAUGUGCCCUGGGACGUUAUCGAGGCUGACAACAGCGGGACUAUGGUGAAUACCAGUGCAGUGAGUGAGAGUGCCAGUUCCCCUGUGAAUGCGCCGCGGGACGUGGGGCCCCCGAUGCACCUGCGUCAGCCUCCGGACGAGGACCAGGAAGCGAAGGAGGUGGCAGUAGUCCCCAAAUGCUGUCCAAGUGGACAGAACCUUACGGUGGAGAUCGUUGAUGGGACUGUGAAGACAGUCUGCUCCCGGUCUACAUUGACUUUCCAGCCAGUGUUCCAUCAAGCGAAUGAGACUCACAUCUUCAGUUAUGAUACUAAUGUCUACGAGACCCUUGUUGGGAACCCAUGCCGCUAUGAGAAGUACAAAUUAGAACCAGAUAUACACAGUGAAGAUGAGUUUUACCUUCUGGUGAAUGGGUCUCUCUUUGUUCCGUACUCAAGACCUUACCUUCUUGGUACACGGGAUUAUUGCAUGGAGACAUUUUGGAACGAGUCGACACCAGCAGGAGUUACUUUACCAGUUGUCUGCUUUGAUACUCCUAUGGAGGACACAAAGACAUCGUCUACACUCAUCGCCUAUGCUACAGGUUUGCUAAUAUCAGUACCGUUCCUAUUGGCGACGGCCUCAGUGUACCUAUUCAUCACGGAGCUACGGGAUACUCAUGGCAAAGCCCUGGCUUGCCACACUGUGUGUCUGGCGCUGGCAUUCACAUGUUUAGCAGCCACACAACUUGCUGGCCAUGCAUUCCCUGCUGCUGCUUGCACUGUUAUGGCAUACUUGAUUCAGUUUUCAUUCGUGUCAUGUUUCUUCUGGCUGAACGUGAUGUGUUUCGAUAUAUUCCUGAAUGUUCGGAGGUACAUAAACGCAUCAGUAACAAGACGCAGUAUGAGACGAAGAUUCGCGUGGUACUGUGUGUAUGCAGUCCUUUUUCCAAUACUACUGCUCAUAGUGACCAUCACCAUGGAUCUCUCACCAGCAGUGCCUAGCACUUAUCUGAAGCCUAACUUCGGGGUCAAGGGAUGCUGGUUUAAAACGGAUCAAGCAGCAUUACCAUACUUCUAUGGACCAGUGGCACUGAUCCUCUUCAGUAACCUAUGUAUAUUUUUCUUCACAUCAAGAGCCAUAGCUACACAUUACGAUAAACUAAAGGAUGUUACUCCUUUAGAUCUGACACACUCAGACUUCAGUACGUCAGAUGACUGGGUACGGCUCAGAUCAGUACUUGGGCAGCCAGUACCAGAAACAGCAUCUUCACCACCACAAGAAGCUCCCACGAAUUUCAAUCAGAGGCUCAAGAAGUACAAGAAAUUGUUCCGUAUGUGCUGCCUCCUCUCGUUCAUCAUGGGGUUGUCGUGGGUACUGGAAGUAGUGUCAUGGGCAGCAGGUGCAGGCUCUGACGUCAUGUCCGUUUGGUCGGUGUUCGACCUCGUCAACGCACUGCAAGGAGUCGUCAUCUUUGCUAUAUUUGUAUUACAACAACCCGUCCGUUCUCUUGUUAAGUCCUCACAUCUCUUCUCGACCUGCAAAAGGAAAAAGGACGGCUCAGAAGUGUCUGUAGUGAGUGAAAGAAAUAGUAUCAUCGCAGGCGCUGGGAGAAGGGACUAUGUGUAGUGCAGUGAAGUGAACGACAAUGUAGUCAGUGAUCAAGUGAAUGAUAGUGAACAAGACACGUCUCGUGAACAACUUGUUCGCAUUCAAGGUAAUACACUCGAGACUGAUAAUGGUAACAGUAUUAUUGGCUUUGAAGAUUUAGCGGUGAGUGGUGCUCCUCAACUAUAUGAAUAUGAAGGCAAAAUAAUUAACUAUUUUAUGUUAUUAUAAGUCUAAGUUCUUAACGAUGCUUGAGAUGUGGGCGAUUGAGUCUAUUAGAAAUUUUAAUUAGAUGUAAAUAUUUAUGUUAUACUUGUUGUUAAAAGUUAUUUUGCAAAGCAUCACAACGUAAUAAUUCUUGAUCGAAUUGAGUUUAACAUCAGUCCAUAAAAUGUUGUAAAUAAAAAUUACGAUUUGCUUUGAAACCGCUCACAUUGAAAUCUUCAAAGCAUUGCGGAGUAACUGUGAAAGGUGUAUGAACUUCAUUCAUGAUUUCAUUCCUGUGAUAGAGCCUUAAAACUUGUUUAUAAUAUUAUUUGCGAAAGUUCUAUCGUCAUUUUGUUUUGCUUGAAUUGUUUGUUUGAUAGUUAUAAUUAGUGUAAUUGUACGUACUAUAAACUAACAAACUGUUUAUAGGUUAAUUUAAGCAUUUAAGUUACCGUGUUUUAUGGCUGGGUGCUCUAGUUGAUACAACGAUACACAAGGCUUACUUUAUUAUUUAAGUUACGUAGUUAAUGCAAUUGUUAUAUUGAUUAUGUUUGAGUUUAUUCAAGGCAGCCGUGGCUAAGAUCUGCCUAACCCAGCCUCGCUUGUUAAACGUAUGGUUGUUAAUACUUAGUGUAAGAAAAUUAAAUAUUUUUAUAAAGUACAUGACCAAGUUAAUGAUUUUAUCUAAGCAUUAGCUGAUGUGACCUCUGCAUCGGAACCUACAUUCUUGAUAGACGAAAAUAUGUAGUGCCAUACGAUAGAAAAUAGUGAACUGAAAAGUGGUGCAUUUGAUUUCCUUUACGAGAGCUAGUCAUAAUUUAAAUUUAAUAAAUGUUAUAAGCAAGUAGGUUAUUUAAUUUAUUUUCGUAAUUAUUAUUAAGGUGGACAUUUUUGGACCUGUACAGUUUUGUAUCAAAUCACUGGGUUUUGCUGGCAAAACAAUUUAUUGUAAAGAAAUGACGUCAACUAUUUUGUUUUUGUUGUUAAAGACAAAACAUAAUGUAUGUAUGGCCUUAUGCCAUUAGUUAGAAAUACAUAAAAUCGUGUUUAUUUCUCGCAUUUUCUUAAAGACAACACAAGAAUUCUUUGAAUUGUUGUUCAAUAUUUAUCCUUAUGCUAUAAAUAAAGAGGUUUACUAGUUAAUGCUCAAUGUUCAUUCAUAAUUAACGGGGACAGGAAAAUAUUGUGCUUUGUAUUAAUUUUAUUUUGCAUAUAUUGACAGAUUCCACUCAGAAUUAGCUUUUGGGGAAUUCACUAACACUUUUAUAAUUUAAACUACAUAUUUAUAUUUAAGAAUGUUAUUUCUUAUUUUAAGUAUUAGUUUUGUCUUUAUUGUAUUUUUUUUAUAAAUUGUCCCAUUCCGAGACGUUGAUGUCAUUUCUAGAGUUGAGGGUCUAAAACGUCGAAAAUCCAAAAAAAUUAACAAUAAAUCCUGCAAAAUUAACAAAUGUUCACAUUCAACUCAUACUAUUGACUUUAUAAUAUUAUUUUAUUAUAUUCUGUUGCGAUUCAAUUACUUAACUUAUUUAUUUAUUUGAAACUAGCUUGCAAAUGUUAUCGGUACUAAAUUAAAAUAAUAUUCUGGAUAAGACUGGUCGUAUGAAUAAUGAAACGGGAAUACGUAAUAGAGUUAUUAAAAUACCAUUACGUGUAGAUAAGGGAAUGUAUGUGUAAGGUUUGAUGGAGAAUGCUGAAGGAGAUGAUAAUAUAAGGCCUGUUGGCCACAACACGACAUUUGAUGAAUGCAACCUACAAAUGACGGCCUACAAAUUUGACAAAUGCUUACAUCUAGAUUGGAAACAAUGAAAAAUGUCCACGAAGCAGCAACGUCUCGGCAGCCUAUCGUUGUUUGUAGGUUGCGUGUAUUCGUCAAACAACGCGUCGCUUGUGGACAUUAGGCCUUAGUCGUAGUCGGUCGGGACCAAAUGUUGCGCAUCAUGACGUCACUGUACUUUAGAAAAACUUCGCGAUGUUACAUUUGAGACAGUCGUGCCCGUUUUCACGAACCACCUCUGAAUUACCUCCUAAGAGUUACUUAGCGUGAUGUAAUUCCUAAACUGAUUCCUUACUUUUACUGUUAAGUGUCACUUAUAAGUUGGUGAAAUCCAAAAUGUCAUUAAAUAUCACCUAGUUGUUCAGGGGUUCCCUAAAAUUUAGGAGAGUGUGAUGAUAACGGGCAUUGGUCUCAUUUGCCAAGUGGGUUUGCUAUGUAAUUUAUGAAAUAAUAUCACAAUAAACAUGUUGUUUUAUAAGUGAUAUCAAUUUAUUUUAUUCCAACGACAUUUUCUUAAUUAAUAUAUCGAGUAGAAGGUCUUAAAUUUAUUCUAUUUAUGUUUAGGAAUCAGGAAAUAAUACGAAACUAGACUAACGUGGCAAUCUUCCUCGAAUUCAAGAUAUGUAAAUAAUAGAUAUUGUACGUUAGUUACUUAAUACAAUAAGGUUCAUUAUUGCAUGCAACGUUUUGUCCUUUACCGAAUACGGAGAUAGUUCUAUCCAUGUUUUGAAGUCAGCUACGCUUUCGCUAAACAUUAUUUUUCGUGUGGAAAAACUUGAAACCAAAUUAAAAAAAACCCACGACAAUAAUUAGUCUUAUAACUUUAAGUAUAUUUUUAUUUGUUUAAACCCAACUGUUACGUUCUACAUAUUAUGAAAUAUUGAAUCUUUAUUAACAGUAAACGAAUAUUAUAAUGAAAGUAAUGUAAAGAGCUGAGUUUGUAAAAAGUGUAUUUAUCUUAAAAGCUAGAACACAUUUACUAUGUUUUACGAGACCGUCGGCCUCCGAACUAACUUUCUUCAUAACUUUUACACAGCGAAAAUUAUUUUUAAAAUCUAGUUUGUAAGGUUGAAAAUGCAGUGUCUUGUAAUAUAUGGUAAACGUGUCUCCUGUAUUAAAGUUAGCAUGUAUGCGUGUGUAAUUAUGUAUUAUAUUAAUUGUUAAAUGUUGAUGCGGAUUUUUUAAGUGAAAUGACAAUUUAAAAGUGUAUAUUUGUCUAUUUUGCAAAACAUGACGUUAAUAAACAAGCUUUAUAUAAAAUCUUA